This is a messenger RNA of Rotaria sp. Silwood2, 3153 nucleotides long. NCBI's taxonomy places the organism in Eukaryota, Metazoa, Rotifera, Eurotatoria, Philodinida, Philodinidae. The record is from the annotation of a GenBank genome assembly.
AUGGCAGAGAAAUUCAUUCAACAACUACCACAUAAUAAUGAAACAUUCGAACAACAAUGGUGUUCAAUAGUCGAACGUCUAGAAAAUCUUUUCAACGAAUGCAAUCAGAAAAAGAAUGAUAUUCAAGGUCACAAAGUAAAAGCACUGGAUGCUCUUGCUGAUUAUGUUCUUAGUGAUUCACCAUCACUGAAACCUUUUAACAUGAAAUUCCUUUUUAUUGAACGGGUUGCAAUGCUAUGUGCUACUGAACCACAACCGGUACUUGCUGAUCUCGUACUCAUCUUACGACGUAUUCUUGAUCAGCCAAAUAUUUUUAAUGAAUGGCAUUUUUCUUUUAUCGAAGAGAUUUAUAAAAAAUUCGAAAUUGGUACGAGAUUAUCAGAAAAGCCAUCGAAGGAUUUAAUUGAAUCGAUUCUUAAAAGUCUACAAAAACAAUCAUUUUUAAUAGAAAGCUCAUAUACAGAAUGCGAAGAUAGAUGGAUAGAUUUUUUUACAUAUUUCAUGUUUUCAUCAGGCUCGUAUGCAAAUAAUCAACUGGCUACUGAAGCAACAAUGCUUGCAGUACGUCCUGCUUUUCAACAAUUUUUCGGAUAUGCUGUCCAAAUGUCUUCUAAAUCGAAUGUUUGGUCCAAAGUAGCGUACUUAUUGCAAAACGCAUUACCAAAUCUUUUCGAUAGUUCUGCUAACCCAGCCGAUGCAUUAGCAAUCAUUGAGGAUAGUGACUCAUCUGUAUCGCGUGAAUUUCUACGAUCAGUUGCCAAAUCAUACAAGGAUAAUGUGAAUCAAUUCAAAGCAAAUUUUUCUCAUGUUUUAACAAUCAUUGAACCACUUGUCUUAGCCAAUCGUGUUUAUGAUGCCAGAGAUUUUAUGGAGGAAACGAUUGAUAUACAUUUUAAGACUGCAGUUGAUAUUGGUAUUCUAGUUGAAAUGUUUAUUCGUGUAUGUGAAAAAGUGAAUGUUACUACUCGAGGUGAACUAUGUGAACAAAUUAUUUUUUCUCUUUCAAGAACUUUGGAAAAUACAAAAUGUAAUAAAACAUUGGCACCACUUUUGUUCGAUUUUGCUAUUGUUAUACUUGAUUUAAAAGUAUUUGAAGCACCACAAUAUUUGGCACCACGUUUUAGUCAUGUUGUUCGAUCAUGUGCUGCUUAUGAUAUCAUUGAUGAUGAAGAUCAUUUUAGUCAUCUUCAUCAUCUUGAAGGAGUUCUCGAAUUGACUUUUGAACGAUCUAAAGUUUGUCAAAAUAUUGUUCAAGCUACACAUAAUGAAGCAUUACAAGCUAUUCUACGUUGGUUAGGGCCUGCCAAGCCUAUCAAGAAGGUUCUAUGGUGUUCACACGUGUACAGAAUGGGACGAAAUAUGGUAGACUUGAUUGAUCAACGACAAGUUAUCGCUGAUGUAUGUGGUCAACUAAUUGAAGCAUUGCAUAAGAGAAUAAUAAAAAACAAAGAAGACGACGAUGAAGACCAAACUGAUGAUACGCAUGAAGAUUUUUGUAUUACAUUGGCAUCAAAAUUGGCUGACUAUAUUGAAAAACUGAAAUCACUUCCUCAAAAAGUUCAUCGUCAAAUUGCUUCGUUUAUUUUAGCUGCUCUUGCUCUACCAUUGAAAUGUGAAAGUGGAGAAGAAUCAUGUGCACGGAAAAUGGCUAAAUUGAUUUGGCUUGUAAUUGGUCUGUGUAUAAAAAAUGAGAAUGAAGCUCGUUUUUAUGAACAAUGUCUUAAACAAAUACAUUCACUUGCACAUGAAUAUGAUGAAGAGGAUUUCUUCCAAUGGUGGAUGACCUUUUGGAGUGCUGUCGGUAUCCAAACACCUUCUAUAGCCGCCAAUUACGUAGAAGAUUUUCUAAGUGAUCUACUCGAUCGAAAACGUAUUGAUCUUUGUGCAAUUCUUCCAAAACUCUACCCGAUACGACCAGAACCAUUUCAUUCUCGACUCAGUAAUUUGGUUGAUGGGAUCUUUAGUAAUGACCAAGCCUAUUCAAUAUCUGUAUCGUACCUUUUUUCGAUUGUUGGUAAAGAGCAUCCAGAAUUAUUUACAUCAAAACAUGUUGAUCAUGUAUUUGCUUCAAUGAAAUCUUGCGCAACUAAAUCUGAUGGUCUUAUCCCUAUUCUUGAAGCACUAGGCUUUGUUGCCAAUGCACAACCUCAUCUUUUUCAUAAACAUCAUGAUCAACUCUUGCAUCUUGUUUCUAAACAACAAAAUGUAUCAGCAUUUCAUUGUCUUCAACAAUAUUAUGUUGCAUCAACGAUUGUUAAUGAAGGAAAAACAGCCAAUGAAUAUCUCACCAUUCUAAUCAAUAUCCUUAGACAAAAUAGUAAAAUGAAGAAUGAUAUUCGAAAGCAAAUCUUUCAUGUUUGUGAAUUAAUUGGUGUCAUAAAUAAACAAGCACUCGAAGCUAAACGAAAGGAUCUAGUCGCAUUUCAAACGUAUGCUGAAUGUCGAUUGUUGCUCGACUUUAUUUAUGGCAAAAAGCUAAGUGCCGAAAAUCAAGAAGUACUCAAUCAAACACGACAGGAAAUCGGUCAAAUGGAAAAGCUUGUCGUCAAAACAGGAAAAUAUGUACAAAAUGUCACAACAGUUGUUAGACGACAAGAAAUUAAUGUCACAAAUCUCAAUACACGAGUAAAAAAAGUUGAUACGAAGUUGAAUAAUGUAAAUGAACAAUUACAAGUACACACAAAUGAAAUUGAACGUAUCGAUGCCAAAACAUUGAGUCAUAUUCCUACGGAAUGGGGUGAUCAAGUGAGCAAAUUACUUAAUCAUAGAGCAGAUAAUGAUUGGCGACUACUCGGCAAACGUUUUGGUUAUUCGACAAGUGAAUUAAGACAUUGGUCCAUGCACGCUAAUCCGUGCAUGUCACUUCUUAAUGAAUGGUUUAUGACAUAUAAAGCAGACGAAGCGACGUAUGGACUUGUGAAAAUGCUCGACGAGAUCGGACGAAAAGAUGCUUCAAAAAUUAUUCGACAAGCAGCUGCUACUGCUGGCGAACUUAUUCCUGAUGAUAUGCCAUUCGAGAUCAAACGUCUUCCACAAAUCUUUCUCUCAUAUCAAUGGGGCGCUCAAAAAGCCGUCAAAACACUUAAGCAAAAUCUUGAAGAAGCUGGUUAUGCUUGUUGGAUGGACAUUGGACAAAUGGGGGGGUGGAGAUAA